Messenger RNA from Talaromyces stipitatus ATCC 10500, 1947 nucleotides. RefSeq lists its product as uncharacterized. The transcript is spliced from 2 exons. Gene Ontology annotation, cellular component: nucleus; mitochondrion. The coding region runs from base 1 to 1947 and encodes 648 amino acids. NCBI's taxonomy places the organism in Eukaryota, Fungi, Ascomycota, Eurotiomycetes, Eurotiales, Trichocomaceae. Gene Ontology annotation, biological process: interstrand cross-link repair. Gene Ontology annotation, molecular function: single-stranded DNA 5'-3' DNA exonuclease activity. The record is from RefSeq and is a predicted model, not a curated record.
AUGUCCUGCCCUGCUAAACAAAUCGAUAUGCGAUCGAACAAUAUCGACGACAACAGCAGCGACUACGGCUGCGAAUUCACCCCAGACGAAGAAGAGCUGUUGAACGAUCUACUCGCACGCGUCGCCGCCCCAGCUAUCCUUACCACUAAUCCUCCAACCACCACCACCGAAGAAACCCCAUCCGAAAUCCCUCAAGAAUUUAUCAAAGAAGUCCUAGAUGAUUUACAACCUCUAUCCGACCCGCUAAUCGUCUCCGACAUCGAGGAUUAUGAAGUUCCUCAUGCCGCCCGGUUCCCUAGGGUACUGGGUCGGGAAGCAUGGAGUCCUGCGCGGAAAUGGGGUUGGCAACAGAAGCAGAAUAGUACUACAAUUGCGCGGAAGUUAUGGUCUUCGAGGGCAGUCGACGUCCACGCGGAGGUCGUUGAACGCGAGGGAUCUCCUGAAGGGAGAGAACGGGAUCGAGAACGGCAGCGAAAUAGGGAGAAGGAAUGGACAGCAGUAGAGAACCAAGAACGAUCUGACUCGCAGACGGAGUCUACGUCGAAUAAUAAUAAUAAUAACGACGAGGAUAAUGCAGUGGCAAACCACCAAGAACAAUCACCUAUACAACGAUUCCGAAAACCGCCCAACAAAGCGUUUUCAGUAUCCGAUUUGAUUUCCCCAGCUUGGUGCGAGUUGCAAUAUUGGUAUACACUGACGAAACAUGGCCGAAAACGAAGGACACCGGCUAUGAUGCAAGGUAGCGCGGUACACAAAGUCCUCGAAGAUGAAGUCCAUACCACCGUACCCGUAGAUAUAACUACAAAGGAAGAUGGAUGGGCAUUGAGGAUAUGGAAUGUAGUUCAGGGACUUAGAACACUUCGACAAUACGGAUUGACGCGUGAGCUUGAGGUUUGGGGUCUUGUGGAAGGUGAAAUUGUCACUGGUAUUAUCGAUCAGCUUUCAUACGUCUGUCCAGACCCGAAGCUUGAAGCGAGUGCUGCGCAGCACUAUACGGAGAUGGAAGCCGCUCGGGCUGCGUUGCCGGAGUAUCAGAUGUCGAUAUCGGAUUAUUUCAUAACCUCGGGGGCGGGAAAGCCGUUGGAUGAGAUGUGGAAACAACAACCUGAAGAACCUGUGACGAACAAAGAUGUGGACGAUGAUUAUGGGACGGAUCUCGAUCAGUCGUAUCUCGAUGUUCCGAGGAUAUAUAUUACAGAUAUCAAAACUCGUGCUAGUCGUUCUGUACCGACGGUUAAGAGUACAGGGUUUCGUCCGACGCAUUUACAGUUGCAGCUAUACUACCAUAUGCUCAAUCGAUCCGUGACCAGUGAUGAUGUUACAAUGGAAAUGAUUGCCAAACGCUAUGAUCUGGACCCCGAGCGUACAUUCUCCGACGCAUUCAUUGCGGAAGUUGGGGGCUUGAAUGAAGAGUACUACGAUGCUUCAUCGACCCUGAGCUCGGAUCCUGACUAUAUCCCUGGAGGGAGUAGUCAAGACUCUGUCAGUAUAUUGCUUUCGCAUAAUAAUUUGCACAGUCUUUGGGACUUGAUGAAGAAACAUCUUCGGUAUACGUUUCUGCCUACCUUGCACAAUCAAAACAUCGCUCCAUCCAUCCCCGCUGCGACCCAGCCUGCAUCGUUGGCGUUAUAUCCGACUGUGUUAUCUCCAGUAUUAACUGCGAAAUACCUGUCGUCCACAAAGGCAUCGGAAGACGGUGUCCCCGAUGAACUGGGCAGUCGGUCAUUCCUGUUUGAUCCUUCAGAUCUGACGUCUUAUACUUCCGACCAAUUGAGUUGGUGGCGAGGCGAGCGAGCGCCGCGAGGAGUCGAAGUGUUUGAUGCGUGGAAGUGUCGGAUAUGUGAUUUUCGGGAGGAGUGCGAUUGGCGGAUAUCGAAGGAGUAUGAGUUUGCUACGAGGCGGAGGAGAUUGUCCAAGACUGCGAUGGAGAUGCUCGGGCAGGUUUAA